AUGUCCGCUCUCUCUUCAUAUUUUCAUUUAUAUUGCAUUCACAACGUUUCUUUGUAUGUCACUUUAUUUUUUUUCUUUACAACCUUUUCUUUCUUUCUUUCUUUCUUUCUUUUUUGUAUUUUUCUCCCUAUAUUUUCUUUUUUGUCAUUUCUUCCCGUUUCUUUGUAUAUUUCUUUCUUUUGUUUUAGGCCAUUUUUAAUCUUUCUUUUUCUUUCUUUCUUUUUUUGCUAUUUUUCACUUCCGAUUUGCUUUUUCCUUCUUGAUUCUUUUACAUAUACUUCUUUGGCUCUUACAUAUUUUUAUUCUUUCUUUCUUUCUUUUUUGUAUUUCUCUCCCUAUAUUUUCUAUUGUGCUUUUCUUCUUUUUCCUUUGGAUAUUACCUUAUUUUGUUUGCGUGUUGUUUUUAUCAUUUUUUAUUCAUAUUAUCUUUUUUUUACCCUGAUUCUUUGUAUAUUCACUGAUUUCUUGUAUUUCUGGGUUUUUAUUUUCCUUUCUAUAUUUUCUUUUCUUCUGGUUUCCGUGUAUAAUUUUCUUUUGUUUUUGUCCAUUUUUAAUCUGUCUUUUUUUUCCUUUCUUUCUCUUUUGCUAUUUUUCUUCCUAUUUGAUUUCUUCUUCCUCCUUCGUUGUAUACUUCCUUCUUUUGUCCUAGCAUGUUUUUCUUCUUUUCCUUUUUUUCUUUCUUUCUUUCUGCAUUUCUCUGCUCAAAUUUUUUUUCUUUGCUUUUCUUCACGGUUCUUUGUAUAUUUCUUUAUUUUGCUUUUUCCCAUUUUUAUUCUCUCUUCCUUUUCACUUUCUUUUUUACUUUCUUUUUUACUUUCUUUCUUUUUGAGUUUUUCUUUUUUAAUUUCUUUCUUUUUUUUUCUUUCAUUUGUAUUUUCUUUUUAUUUCCUUUCUUCUUUUUACUUUCUUUCUUUCUUUUCGCGUCACUUUUUCUCUACAUCCAUUGUUUCCUUCUACUUCUUUAUAUUAUUUUUCAUUUUCUUUCUCAUUCUAUAUUGA
Acanthosepion pharaonis is the source of this 999-nucleotide messenger RNA. NCBI's taxonomy places the organism in Eukaryota, Metazoa, Mollusca, Cephalopoda, Sepiida, Sepiidae. The record is from the annotation of a GenBank genome assembly.